AUGGCUGCCGGAAAAUUUGUGAGCCUUCCCAGAAACAUGCCGGUGAAUCGCCAGUUCCCCCUGGCCUCAUCCAUGGACCUUCUGAGCAGCAAGUCCCCUCCUGCUGAGCAUCACACUGAAGCCUAUCAAGACGUGUCUAUACAUGGCACCCUUCCACGGAAGAAAAAGGCCCCUCCUCCCAUCAGGUCCUGCGAUAACUUCAGUCACGUGGGGACCCUGCCCCAUUCCAAGUCACCACGGCAGAACUCUCCGGUGACCCCGGCUAUCAUCCAGGAGCAACCCCUGCAAGACCGGAAAGGCGAAACCUUCACCUUCAGGGAUCAGCAUCUUCUGGACCCAACCCUGGAAUAUGUGAAGUUCUCCAAGGAGAGGCACGUCAUGGACAGGACCCCUGAGAGGCUGAAGAAGGAGCUGGAGGAGGAGCUGCUGCUGAGCGGCGAAGACCUGCGCAGCCACGCCUGGUACCAUGGACGCAUCCCCCGCCAGGUGUCAGAAAACCUCGUGCAGCGAGAUGGCGACUUCCUGGUUCGUGACUCUCUGUCCAGCCCCGGAAACUUUGUCCUGACCUGUCAGUGGAAGAACCUCGCUCAGCACUUCAAGAUCCACCGGACGGUCCUGCGGCUCAGUGAGGCCUACAGCCGCGUGCAGUAUCAGUUUGAGACGGAGAGCUUCGACUCCAUCCCUGGCCUGGUGCGCUGCUACGUGGGCAACCGCCGGCCCAUCUCCCAGCAGAGCGGAGCCAUCAUCUUCCAGCCCAUCAACAGGACGGUGCCCCUGCGGUGCCUGGAGGAGCGCUACGGCACCUCCCCAGGCCGGGCCCGGGAGGGCAGCCUGGCCGAGGGCAGGUCCGACGUGGGCAAGAGGCUGAGCCUCACCAUGGGCGGCCUCCACGCCCGGGAGCAGAGCUCGACCAGGGGAAACCUCCUCAGAAAUAAGGAGAAGAGCGGUAGCCAGCCAGCCUGCCUGGAUCACAUGCAGGACAGAAGAGCCUUAUCCCUCAAAGCCCACCAGUCGGAAAGUUACCUGCCAAUUGGCUGUAAGUUGCCCCCUCAAUCCCCAGGCGUGGACACAAGCCCCUGCCCAAACUCACCCGUUUUCAGGACGGGCAGUGAGCCCACCCUGAGCCCGGCGGUGGUUCGGAGGGUUUCCUCGGACGCGAGGGCAGGGGAGGCUCUAAGGGGCUCAGACAGCCAGCUGUGCCCCAAACCACCCCCCAAGCCCUGCAAGGCACCUGUCCUCAAGGCUCCCCCGUCUCCAUCUACCUGGCUCAACUCUGAGGCCAACUACUGUGAACUGAACCCAGGCUUUGCUGCAGGCUGUGACAGGGGAACAAGGCCUCCCCUCUGUGCCCAGGACAGCUACGUGGAGCUGCUAACGGCCAAGCAGAAUGGGGCGCCAGGGCCCCGGAACUCUGGCAUCAACUACUUGACCCUUGAUGAUGAUGUUGGGGCUGGGCCUUGGGAGGCACCGGCCACCCAGAAGGACCAGGGGCAGGAGGACGAGGUAGAGUUUGUGCCGCCCCGACUGGAGACUGCCUCCUCAUUCAGACCCAAUGACUUCGAGUCAAAGCUCCUUCCUCCCGAGAACAAGCCCCUGGAAACAGCAAUGCUGAAGCGGGCAAAAGAACUGUUCACCAACAAUGACCCCAAGGUCAUCGCCCAGCACAUGCUGAGCAUGGACUGCGUGGUCGCUAGGAUACUUGAAGUCUCCGAAGAGAUGAGGAAGAACAUGGGUGUGAGCUCAGGGCUGGAACUCAUUACCUUGCCGUAUGGCCACCAGCUGCGCCUGGACAUAAUUGAAAGACACAACACGAUGGCCAUCGGCAUCGCAGUGGACAUUCUGGGCUGCACGGGCUCUUUGGAGGACCGAGCAGCCACCCUCAAUAGGAUCAUCCAGGUGGCGGUGGAACUGAAAGACUCCAUGGGGGACCUCUAUUCUUUCUCGGCCAUCAUGAAAGCCCUGGAAAUGCCACAGAUCACAAGAUUAGAAAAAACAUGGACUGCCCUCCGGCACCAAUACACCCAGACCGCCAUCCUCUAUGAGAAACAGCUGAAGCCUUUCAGCAAAAUCCUGCAUGAAGGCAGAGAGUCUACGUGUGUUCCCCCCAACAAAAUAUCAGUCCCACUAUUGAUGCCUCUUGUGACCUUAAUGGAGCGCCAGGAGGUCACUUUUGAAGGAACUGACAUGUGGGAAAAAAAUGACGAAAGCUGUGAGAUUAUGCUGAACCACUUGGCAACAGCCCGUCUCAUGGCAGAGGCUGCAGACAGCUACCGGAUGAAUGCCGAGAGGAUCUUGGAAGGUUUUCAACCAGAUGAAGAAAUGAGUGAAAUCUUCAAGACUGAAUUUCAAAUGCGAUUGCUAUGGGGCAGCAAAGGUGCACAAGUCAAUCAGACAGAAAGAUAUGAGAAAUUCAACCAGAUUUUAACUGCCCUCUCACGUAAAUUGGAACCUCCUCCAGUAAAGCAGGCAGAGCUUUGA
Molecule: messenger RNA, 2478 nt
Organism: Puma concolor (puma)
Lineage: Eukaryota; Metazoa; Chordata; Mammalia; Carnivora; Felidae
Source: RefSeq, a predicted model, not a curated record